Messenger RNA from Plectropomus leopardus (leopard coralgrouper), 422 nucleotides. The record is from RefSeq and is a predicted model, not a curated record. NCBI's taxonomy places the organism in Eukaryota, Metazoa, Chordata, Actinopteri, Perciformes, Serranidae.
GACUUGUAUGCUGCUGGUGAGGGCAAGUUUGGCACAGAUGAGGAAAAAUUCAUCACAAUUCUUGGCAACAGGAGCGCAGAGCAUCUCAGAGAAGUGUUUGAUGCCUAUAAGAAACUCUCUGGCUCCGAUAUAGAGGACAGCAUUAAGGGAGAGACCACUGGGAAUUUGGAGGACUUACUGGUAGCUGUUGUGAAAUGUGUCAGGAGUGUCCCAGAGUUCUUUGCUGAUGGCCUGUACAGAUCUAUGAGGCGCGCUGGAACUGAUGACGACACCCUGAUGAGAAUAAUGGUGUCGAGGAGCGAGGUGGACAUGUUGGACAUCAGAGCCAUCUUCAAAAAGAAGUACGGAGCGUCUCUUUACAACACGAUCCAGUCUGACCCUUCAGGCCAAUAUCAGAUCUGCCAGCUACUUCCUGUUACAGC